This is a messenger RNA of Protomyces lactucae-debilis, 376 nucleotides long. RefSeq lists its product as uncharacterized. The record is from RefSeq and is a predicted model, not a curated record. The annotation marks the transcript as partial. The transcript has 2 exons. Lineage: Eukaryota; Fungi; Ascomycota; Taphrinomycetes; Taphrinales; Protomycetaceae.
UGUAACGACUGGGCUCGAAGGGGAUCGACGGAGGUACGAUGGAAGCUGAGACGUCAGCACGAGGUACGAGGCAGAGCUGGUCGAGUCUACUUCGGAGACACUAGACAACAAGACUGUUAGGUAGUAGCAAUUCUACCUGUGUACGAAGUUGGUGAAUGAAGAACAAGACAGCAGAAGGCUGUCCUUUUAUCUUCAUCAGACUAGAGCUGGAAGCAAGAAAGACAAGAUGUAGAACCCAUAAGACAGUAAGACAAGAAACAAGGCCAAAGUCUCAAAAACUGUGGGCGACGUCUAGCCAGACGCGCCAGGAGACAAAGAGAUGUCUCAGAUUGGGUCAGGCGAGAGUAAGAGACUUGAGCCAGAAGAAAGUAAGCAA